AUGAAGUCUUCCGGAAUUAUUACGCUCGCUGCCUUGCUUCCCUUCGCGCUGGCUAAGCCUCCCACACCUCCAGCUGGCAUGGAGGAGUGGUGCAAGCAAAAGGGCGACGAUCAGACACUCGAGUACAGAGAGAAACAGCAAAAAUGGAUCUGCGUGACGUCGGGACAUUCGGAUAUUUGCGGCACUGGCCAGGACCAGUCGACGUGGCAUAAGAAUCCCACAACGGGUAACUAUGGGUGCUGCAACAAGGGCGAGGAGUGGGUUGUGGAUGAGAAGAACAACAAGCAGGGCUCUUGCUGCGCCAAGGGCUCGAUUUACAGCUUUGAUGCUGCUGCUGGUGAAGGCGCCUGCUGCGACGAUGGACAGGUCUUCAAGAGUGGAUCCUGUACUGCCCCUGGGGGGAGUAAGAAACCUGAAGUCCCCUCCAGAACUUGCGGAGCCCACCUCAAGGAUGCCAGGCUGGAGAGCCUGCUUCGCACCUUGCUAGUGCCGUGCUUUCCCUACGGCCAGGAGACCUUGAACGUGUUCAUUGAAUAUUAUAUCUCCAUUCUUCAUGGCGGUCUCGAUAUCAUCGAGAUCAUCUACAAGAACGGCUGCGAUGAUUCGCAGCCUUGUCCUUCUCCCAGCCCUGACCCGAAGCCUCACCCGUGGUGGAACUGCGGCGACAAGGAGCCAUGCAGAUGGAUUUCCUUGGAAACCAACGACGUGAAGAAGCCCCUCGCGGCGACUGGCGCUAAUACAAAAGCCGAAUUACCUAACCCGAACUACCCAAAGGCGGACUAUGAAUACCCCUUUGAUGUGUGGUUGACCAAGUCCCCUGACGAUGACCUGGAUGUUUACAUCAAGGGCACAAAGAUCCAGCCUCAAGCGUCAGGGACGAGCUACUUGAUUCCUGGAGGCACCAAGGCUAAAGACGUUAAGUAUUCCUCCUCCAAAGGAGCACAGAUCAACUUCUACGGCAAAUGCACUAAGGAUACCCCGUGCAUCGGCAAGAGCGUGGAACCAUGGACUAAGAAAGUCGUGUAUCCUCCGCCCGGAAGUGAUGAGCUCGAUAUCGACGUCAGCAAGUACGACUUCGACUUCAUUUUUACCAUGACGGACGACUCGAUUACCACCGAGCAGUACACUGUGUACGCCGACGGCGAGAAGGUCGGCAUGACCCAUGGCCGGCUGACGCUAGGCAACGACAAGUAUAACACCGACCACAUCAACAUCCAGCAGGUGGGAGUUGCUCCGUAUGUCGUUGCCAAUGAUGGGUUCUGGGGAUCGUACUGGAUCUCGAAGGACACACAAAAGAUCACGGUGAAGAUGACCGAUCGCGAGGCGGCCUAUCCCACGGAUGAAUGGUCGUACCGCAUUGAUAAGCUCUGUGAUUGCUAG
Messenger RNA from Penicillium antarcticum, 1380 nucleotides. RefSeq lists its product as uncharacterized. Bases 1 to 1380 code for a protein of 459 amino acids. The record is from RefSeq and is a predicted model, not a curated record. Lineage: Eukaryota; Fungi; Ascomycota; Eurotiomycetes; Eurotiales; Aspergillaceae. The transcript is spliced from 6 exons.